AUGGUGGAUCUGGACCGUAUUACCACCUUGCUUGAUAUCGUUGCGGCAAAACUUGAGGCGAGUUUCCACGAUCUCUGUGAAGACAACCUCGGUGGUAGCGAAUUCAGAUAUAAAGGCACAGGCAACGAUGGGUUAGCCAGUUUUCAAAAUCAAAUAGCACCUAUGAAGACUAUCACAGAGUUGGCCGCAUCCCUUGCCCGCCACCACGAUAAUUGCAAUGUUUACAUACCUCCACACUUCGCUAUCCUGGUGAUCGGAGUUAGAUUGGCCACAGGUCAAAGUAUUUCGGUUCCAGCAAUACAGUCGACCGCAUGGAAUGCAAGUUUCGAGCUCAGCCCGGAACAACUCAAGUUGGCCAACCUGACAAGCGACCAGGGCGCCAUCAUCAACACCGUUACCAAUUUCGACCGGUCUCAGCAAACGGCGGAGCUCACGAGGAUGACUUCUACAAUGGCAAUUCUUCUCGUUCAGGGAAAAGAAGGCCCAACAGUGCCAUACAACACGACCAAGACUACAGCCCAAGAGAUAUGCAAGAGAUACCCCGCGGAUCUGGAAUUGUUGGCUGUCCGUCAGGGGAGUCAUUUCGCCGCCAUCAACGCGGCGAAGCAGAUCUGGUUGCGCUGGAUUGAUAAUCGAUUCGAACACCGACGUGUUGACAAGCCUGGUUGCAUCGAGUCCCCACUAGACAGCCUCUUGCCUCUGGAGUACUAUUAG
Aspergillus clavatus NRRL 1 is the source of this 714-nucleotide messenger RNA. RefSeq names its product putative secretory lipase. The transcript is spliced from 2 exons. Lineage: Eukaryota; Fungi; Ascomycota; Eurotiomycetes; Eurotiales; Aspergillaceae. The coding region runs from base 1 to 714 and encodes 237 amino acids. Gene Ontology annotation, biological process: lipid catabolic process. The record is from RefSeq and is a predicted model, not a curated record. Gene Ontology annotation, molecular function: triacylglycerol lipase activity.